CGGGCGCUGCGGUGCCCACGGCGGGGCCGGGCGCGGCUCCCAUGCGGCACAGGUGCGGCGGCGGCGCGGUCGGCGAGCCAGGUGAGCGGGUGCCAUGGGGCAGGCGGGCUGCAAGGGGCUCUACCAGUCGCUCUUGGACUACAAGACCGAGAAGUACGUCAUCGCCAAGAACAAGAAGGUGGGCCUGCUCUACCGGCUGCUGCAGGUCUCCAUCCUGACCUACCUGGUGGUCUGGGUGUUCCUGGUGAAGAAGUGCUACCAAGAUACCGACACAUCCCUGCAGAGCAGCAUCAUCACCAAAGUCAAGGGCGUGACCUUCACCAACACCUCGGAGCUUGGGGAGCGGCUGUGGGAUGUUGUGGACUAUGUCGUCCCACCCCAGGGAGAGAACGUCUUCUUUGUAGUCACCAACCUGGUCGUGACCCCCAACCAGCGGCAGGACACCUGUGCUGAGAGCGAGCGCAUUCCCGAUGCCCUGUGCCAUGAGGACAGCGACUGCCCCCCUGGGAAGCCUGUUGUGGCUGGAAAUGGAGUGAGAACUGGCCGCUGCCUGCGGGCGGGGAGCGCGCAGAAGGGCACCUGUGAGAUCUUUGCCUGGUGUCCAGUGGAGACAAAGUCCAGGCCAGUGAAGCCACUCCUGGGCGAGGCUGAAGACUUCACUGUUUACAUAAAGAACUUCAUUCGUUUCCCCAAAUUCAACUUCUCCAAGACCAAUGUGCUGGACACCAGAGACAGAACUUUCCUCAAAUCUUGUAAAUUUGGCCCCAAGAACCCCUACUGCCCCAUCUUCCGACUGGGGUCCGUGGUCAGCUGGACAGGGAGCAACUUCCGGGAGAUGGCCGUGCAGGGCGGUGUGAUAGGAAUCCAGAUUGAGUGGGACUGUGAUCUUGAUAGACCUCCCUCUGAAUGCAACCCUCGCUAUUAUUUUAACCGUCUGGACAACAGAUUUUCAGAAAACUCCCUCUCCUCUGGGUACAACUUCAGGUUUGCCAAGUAUUACCGAGACGCGGCUGGGGUGGAGUUCCGAACGCUGUUUAAAGCCUACGGCAUCCGCUUUGAUGUGAUGGUGAACGGCAAGGCGGGGAAGUUCAGCAUCAUCCCCACCAUCAUCAACGUGGGCUCCGGAGUGGCACUCAUGGGCGUGGGGUCUUUCUUCUGUGACCUGGUGCUCAUCUACUUCAUCAAAAAGAGCAACUUUUACCGAGACAAGAAAUACGAGGAAGUGAGGGACCUCGAGGGCCUCGCCCAGAUGGCGGAGUCCUCGCGGCAGAGGGUGGCCCCGGACACAGCAGGGCUGGCAGAGCAACCCGAGGUGCAGGAUGGAGGCAGCGGCCAGAAGGAGAAUGGCUGUGUGUGCAGGCAGCUCCUCCAGCCCGCCAGGUCUGGCCACCAGGAGAAUGGAAAGGUCACUGUGGAGCCGCUGCAGAACCUGCAGGCCGUGGAGGCGUAGCCAGAGGUGUUGCUGAGCAGAUGUGAUGAAGAUACACAACGGCCUGCAGCUCUGACUCGGAAAGGGUCGUCGUCUGCAAGGGACCGGGCUUCCAGGCACAGCCAUCUCUCUGGCACUUUGGGAUCUUGCCACAAGUUUUUUGUUGUGUGUGGAGGAAAAGGGAGCCUCCCGGUGGCCAGGGUCGGGGGCAGGCCAGGGGCCAAGAGUGUUUCAUUUUUUCUAAGGACCUAGGAGGGCAGUUAUUCACUCAUUCAUGCAGUAAACACUUUGAUGCCUGCAGUGGGGUGGGCUCUGUCCAAGAGAUGCUUGAAUGAGACACACUGAAUUGGCCCCAGGGAGGGGAGCACACGUGUCCUUUCCUCCAGAGCUGACAGCCGUGAGAGCUGGGCCCCGCUCUCUGCCCUUCCUCCAGCCUCUAGCUCAGACUCCCACGUCCCUGGAGCAAAUGAUGGCUCCUCAGUGAAAGACCUCAGCCAACAUCCAAGGGACAUGUGGCCUUGCCCCCAGGAAAGGACUGGACCUGUGAUGAAGUGGCUGGCACGAAGGGGAGAGGAAGGAGAGCCUCAGGCACUCGGGGAGCGCGUCUCCCCAACAUCGGAGAUGCAUCUGUCUGUGUGGUCUGACUCUUGCUCUCCUGCGGGCUGCGCAUGUCCUGUCCGGCUUCCUCCCUCACUGAAGGGCUAAUGAGACGACAGGAGGCACUCACCUGGCAGGUGGAAACAGCUGUCAGACAGCCCUCAGCCUCCUCCCUCAGUGGCUACUCAAAGUGUGGUUCGUGAACCAGCAGCAACAGCAUCAUCUGGAAGCUUGUUAGAAAUGCAGCCUCAGGCCCUUUUCUCCUCCCCCUAAAUCAGAACCUGCAAAUCAACAAGAUUUCCAGAAGGUUCAGGUGCACGGGCAAGUUUGAGAAGCAGGGCUUGAGGAGAUAUCCCAGGCCCAGUGGUGAGGGAGGGAAAAACCGGCUUUGGUGGGGUGGCACCAAUUUCUAGAUCAGACUUAACAGCCGAGCUGCCUUAAGGGCAGGAUCCCCCUUUCCCUGCCCUGGAAAAGCAGCAUUAUACUCAAUUCGUUCAAAUUAAAAUAUUCUGACUAGGUCCUACAAUGACUCAAAAUUUAAAAGGCACAAAAGAAUAGUGAAGAGCUUCCCUCCCACCUGUCCCCUGAGGCAACCCGUGUUAGCAGUUCGAGAAGCUCACCUGUCCCACUGAGAAUCCUCUUGGUUAUUCAAUCACUGCCUUCUCUCAGGAAAUGAGCUUCCUCGGUCAGAAACGGAUGCUGGAGAUGGAGACCCCAUCCUGGCUCAGCGGAAACGAAUCUGACUAGUAUCCAUGAGGACACAGGUUCGAUCCCUGGCCUCACUUAGUGGGUGAAGGAUCUGAUGUGGCUGUGGCUGUGGUGCAGGCCAGCAGGUGCAGCCCCGAUUAGACCCUGGGAACGUCCAUAUGCUGCGGGUGUGGCCCUAAAAAGACAAAAGAAAAACUGAUGCAAAGCCAGCUUGCUCGCUUCUCCCUCGGAACUAGCUAAGGAUCCCCUGCAUAGAUGCAAGGGCAGGAGCCUAGAACUCAAUCACUGUUGUGAAAACUAUCAGGCAGCCAAAGCCUGCAGUGCUGCCCCUCACCCAGCAAGCCUGGGUGCUGUCUGAGCCCCGGCCCCGACUGAGAGAGCAUCCCCUCUGGGAGGACUCUGGUUCUCCACACAGAGGGGACAGUAAGCAUCCUUCCACCGGGGCCUCCGGAGGAGAGGGUCCCAGGGGCCUGAACAGUCUCUGGCGAGGCCCCACCUCUGGGGCAGAGGUGUGUGGUCCCCAGAACAGGACCCCUUCUAGAGCAAGCAGCUCCUUCCCUCAACAGCCAGGUGACCUGUCAGCAGGCUCCACCUGCUCUCUGAGAGAAAUUAAAAAUCUGGUUGAUUUACUAUGGUGUUUCAUUCCUCUAAGGCAAACACCUGGAUUUGAUAACAGUGUGUUAUGUGUAUGUUUGGGAGGAAUAAAAAGGGCAGGGGUCACAGCCACUUAGGAGUGGGUUUGGUUUCUUUUAACCUGAUUUUGGAAUCGCUUGGUAGCAGCCAUGUGCAUCGCGCUGUUGGAUACUGGCAGGGAACUGUCUCCCUACCGUUACACGUCCAGUCAGUAAAUAUCUACUGGCUGCCCACCGUGUCACGCAUUGGACUACAUGCUGGUGACGCAGAGGCGAGCAGCAGAGAAACGGUCCCGGCCUGAGUCGAGGGGUGACACAGGGAUCACACAUGGGAUGGGCUGCUCUGAGAGUCCUCAGAGAGGAGCAGCCAGGGGUUGCCACAGGCGACACACAAGUUGAAAUCGGAAGGGUUAGUAGCAGUCUAAUUAGGUGACAGGGGAAGCAUCCAGGUCAGGGAACCUGAUGCGAGAAGGAGCAACUGAGGAACGGGAGGAAGACAGUGACUGGCGCAGCUUUUGUGAGGCUUUCUUUUCAUCAAGUUGGCCAUCAAUUUUAAGGGUCGCCCCAUUAAACACUGCCACCGCGGACUUAGCUAGUUGUUCCUCCAAGUCCAGAAAAGCUUUCCAGGCGGCCUCCCCUCUACCAGAAAGGCCCGUGACCCCCAUCACCGCUUCUGGAUGGUGGCGCACACGGCUGGUUCCCUUGCUUUUGCACCGUGCCUUCCCCCCUCUUUGGCAUCAUCUUGCUGAGUGAGCGGAGGUUCAUUCAUCUUACAGAAACUGGCUUUGACAUGGGAAGAAGUGAAGCAGGAAUCUGAGGGGGGUCCAAACUUGGGAAAGCCACUUUCCCUCGGGGCGCUGGCUGCUCCCUGGGAAGAGGAUGGGCCAGCCUCUCAAGAGCUCCUUUCCUCGCUGACAUUUCGGAAUCACAAGAACUGUCUACGUUUAGGUUCAGGCUCUGGCCUGAGGCCAUCUACCUAGUAUUUUCCUAAGGACCCAUUUACUCCAUGUCUUGCGAAUACCACCAUGCUGGUCAACAGGGCAGUUUUAAACUGGGUGCCAUUACUGUGACAUCAUGGGGACCAACCGUGAAAGAGCAAAAUGCCCUCUAGUCCUGAUGCAGGGGUCACCAGGACUAAUCAGUCAUGAUGGCUUUUUGCCACCCCCCCUCCUCCCCGCAACCCCAUCAGGUUCCUUUCUCAGUGGCUAGCUGUCCCCUGGGGACCAGUCAUAAAGGGGGACUGUGACUUCCUCCAGGUGUCUCUAAGUAUCCUGGGGAAGUCCUUAAACCGCUCCACUUGGGAUGGCAUCUUGCAUGUCUGGAAAAAGGGCUCCACUUGGUUCCAGCCCUCUGGCCCCCACCCCCCCCCCAAGUGACACACAGCAAAUUCUCCAGUGGACCCAAGAACUUUCUACAGGACACAUUGCUUCCAGCUGUUUCCCCUGAGGCCAGUAUACAGAAUUCAAGGGGUAUGGCAAGCAUUUGCUGGGUCCUGCCCAAUAUAUGUAUUUGCUGACAUUUUUAUUUGGUUAUAAAACAAUAAAGGUGCUAAUUUAAAACA
Phacochoerus africanus (Common warthog) is the source of this 4927-nucleotide messenger RNA. RefSeq names its product purinergic receptor P2X 5 (gene P2RX5). Gene Ontology annotation, molecular function: ATP binding; purinergic nucleotide receptor activity; extracellularly ATP-gated monoatomic cation channel activity. Gene Ontology annotation, biological process: monoatomic cation transmembrane transport; response to ATP. Lineage: Eukaryota; Metazoa; Chordata; Mammalia; Artiodactyla; Suidae. The transcript is spliced from 13 exons. Gene Ontology annotation, cellular component: plasma membrane; nuclear inner membrane. Bases 95 to 1450 code for a protein of 451 amino acids. The record is from RefSeq and is a predicted model, not a curated record.